UUAUUUCCUGCGACAUCAUCGCAACUUAACUUAAAUUGCGUAAUAUAGCUGUGUUUACCAACAAAAAAAUCUCUUCCCAUUCCUUUGACCGGCAAACGAUUUGAAUCGUUUGAAUCAAAACAGAAAAAAUAGCCGUCAUGGUAAGUGUGAGUCACGUUAAUCUCGCGUCACCACGGUGCGGUGCAACGUGACAAAAAUCCCCGCCUGUGUGCCGUACGUACAUACGUACCGGAAUGACACACAAUAACUUGGUUGACCUACACUGAUGCAAUGCCGACAUGACAGUGGUGAAAUUCGAGAAUGUUUAUCGCCCGCUUUGCAACCACUCACCCACCACCCACCGCCCCACAAUAAUAACAGAUGAGUCAUAAGCCGGUUGGAUGAUCACGUUGAAACAUGAAAAAACCUGAUACUCUCUGUUUACAAAUACGAUAGAUAAGAAGCGGCGGCGAUGGCGUUGCACUGGUUUGUGUUGUUCGGUAUAAAUAGCUCGGGGAGAGCUACCGACAGCAGCAUAACGCAAUCAUGGCUUCGAAUAACAGCAACAUUACCGCUGGAGGAGUGGCUCAGAUUGGCAUCAUUCCGGAGUUCAAUGGUCAGACGGAUGAUUGGAGUGUUUACCGGGAGAUACUGGAGGAAUUUCUGAAGGCUAAUGGAGUAUCGGAAGGCAAUCGGGCGUCGGUUUUGAUGAGCGUAAUUGGAAGCGGAACUUAUCGGACGCUGCGAAAUCUGUGCCAUCCGGAUUCACCGAAGGACAAAAGCUACGAGCAGUUGUGCGAUUUGUUGGCCAAGCAGUACCUACCGGAGAUAGCAGUUUUUCGUGAGCGAUCUAAGUUCUAUCGGGCGGAGCAGUGCUUUGGAGAGGAUGUCAAGUCGUGGUUCGCUCGCUUGAAGAAACUAUCGGUAGACUGCAAGUUCGGAGAGCAGCUGGAACCGCUGCUGUUGGACAAAUUUGUGGUUGGAUUGAUUCCCGGCCCGAUUCAGGAUAGGCUUUGCGAGGAGAACGAAACAUUGACGUUGAAGGAUGCUGUUGACUUGGCGGCCAACCGAGAGUCCGCUCUGCAGGACGAGGGUAUGGCCAAGGACAUUGAAGAUAUGCAUUUGGGCGAGCGAAGACGUGGCCGUAAGCGGCAUGGCCACCGUCAUCAUGGAAGGCACGAAUUUGAUCCCCGAAUGGGCUUUGACUUUGGAUUCGGUCCCGGACCGCACCAUCACCACCCACAUCAUCACCAUCAUCGUCGCCACCAUGGCCCACCUCCACCACCUCAUCACAUGCGUGGAUUCUUUGGAAUGGGUUACGGCCCGAUGGAUCGUCGUGGCCCGCCGCCAACGGCGGAUUUUUUUCAUCACCACCACGGGUUUCGUGGAUUCGGACCGAUUGAGCGUUUCGGGGGUCCCUGCGGACCGAUGGAGUCGCGUGGUCGUGAAAUGAAACGCUGGGCUAGAAAGUGGCACAAGCAUGGCCGCAGAGCUCGGUCAACUUCGAGCUCGAGCAGCUCUAGUUCCAGCAGCAGCAGUAGCAGCAGCAGCAGCAGCAGCAGCAGCUCAAGUUCCAGCAGCGAUGGGGCCAAAAAGAAACGCAAACAUCACAAGAAGCAUGGUAAGGGCCACCGGCAUGGAAAGUUUGACCACGGAAGGGGUUCCAAAUGUCCCCGAGGUGAACGCGGUGGACGCCAUUGCAGUCGCAACAAGGAGAAGGCCAACAAUGCGGACCCGAUGGUGACGGAAAAUACUGAACCGGAGUUGAUUGAAUGAAUUCGUACCUAAUUAUUGCAUUUAUUAUACUAUUCGUGAUAUGCUAAGCUGUUUUAAUCAAAUAUCUGUAUACCCAACUAUUUAAUGGAAAAAAAUGGUGAAAAUUACAAAAAAAAAAUGUAAAUCUUGAAAA
This is a messenger RNA of Wyeomyia smithii (pitcher-plant mosquito), 1888 nucleotides long. RefSeq lists its product as uncharacterized. The coding region runs from base 526 to 1755 and encodes 409 amino acids. The record is from RefSeq and is a predicted model, not a curated record. The transcript has a single exon. Lineage: Eukaryota; Metazoa; Arthropoda; Insecta; Diptera; Culicidae.